UACAUGGUACAGAGAAGCUUGUGAGAGAAGCAGAGCAGCGUCCUCCACCUAUAAAUACUACCUUUUCCCUGACCCCUCAAUUAUCUCUCUUUCCGUUUUUUCCCGCGAUACCUUGCUGCUUCGAAUCCCUCAUUCCCCCAAGUCGGGCCGAAAGGGUCUUUUGGCCCCCCGAAUUAACUAAAGCCCUAACGUUCUAUCGGAGAAAUGGUGGAAGAAGCGAAGACGGAAGACGGGAAGGAUGAUAGGACUCUGGAAGUUUCUCUGCCGUUGUGUAUUCCAGAUUCAGAUAGCAGCUGCGAUACGACACCUGGCGCUAUUCCUGGGAGAACGAAUGGUCCUACUAGGAGAUCAACAAAGGGAGGCUGGACAGACAAGGAGGAUGAUAUGUUGGUUAAAGCUGUAAAACAAUUCAAUGGGAAAAAUUGGAAGAGAAUAGCGGAACUUUUUCCUGGCAGGUCAGAUGUUCAGUGCCUGCAUCGCUGGCAGAAGGUUCUCAAUCCUGAGCUAGUUAAAGGAACUUGGACCAAAGAGGAAGAUGACCGUAUAGUUAAGUUAGUUGCCAAGCAUGGUUCUAAGAAGUGGUCUGACAUUGCAAAGUCUUUACCAGGCCGCAUAGGCAAGCAAUGUCGUGAGAGGUGGCACAACCACUUGAACCCUGCAAUAAAGAAAGAUGCAUGGACACCAGAGGAAGAAGUGACUUUAAUACAUGCCCACCAAAAAUAUGGAAACAAAUGGGCUGAAAUAGCCAAGUUUUUACCCGGAAGGGCAAGUAACUCAAUAAAGAAUCAUUGGAACUGCUCCUUAAAGAAGAAGUUGGGCUCAUAUUUGGCAUCAGAUAUUCCUACUCAGCCAUUUGGAAAUCCAGCUAUUAAAUUGAACAAUCUCCAAGAAAAAGUGGGAUGCCUUAAACCACAUUCUGUGAAACUAGUUACACCUGAUCUGAAACCAAGUGUAGAUAAUCAUUUCAUGGCUUCCUCAGUGGGUUUGGAUUUUCAAAAUACUAGUAUAGGAAGGAGUGAUUUGAGUAUGGACCAUUCUCUUAUUGGAAAUUCUAAAUGUCUUAAUGUGGACUAUCAACAUACUUCAACAGAUGAUUCUGAAUGCUCAAAGUUAGAGGUGAAAAUGAGUCCAACAAGUGACCCUAAAUGCAGAAAAUCAGAGGCAGAUUUUGCUGCAAAUCCUUCUGAUUGCCAGGAAGAUAGAAUUCCAUGUUCAAGUGGCCGAACUAAUUUGUCAUGCAGCACUGAGUUCUCAUGUCAUUUGACCAACUUGUUGCAUGGAGAUGAUUACUGUCAUGCUAAUAUGUCAGAUGAUUUGCAUGGUACUCCUACAAUUCAAUCUAAGGCACAACCUUCUGUUUUUUAUGAGCUUUGUUCACAUGUUCCACCAAAAGAGUCCUCAAAUAAAAGAAGACCUCCAAAAAUCUCAGAGGAACAUGCUUUUGACAAAAGCAACCUGACCAUCAAAAAUAUGGAUCUAAAUUAUGAGACUGAUAUUUUAAAUGGGCAAACUUUUCGGGAAAGUAAAAAUGACAUGGUUGAUGAUCACAACCAAGUCACUGGCACACCUCUAAGUUGUAACAGUGGAAAUUUUGGCUCAUUACCAUAUCCCACUAUGCAGUUUACUCAUGAAGGAAGUUCUCUUUCUGGUGAAAGAAAAUCUAAAUUGGAGAAUUACAUCCGACAGACUCAAAACCCAGUUCAUUAUUGUACACUGCCAAACAUUUCAUCAAAUCAUACUUACAGUCCAAGGGAUCCAAUAUCUUAUUUAAGGGCUGAAGCAAAGAGCUUCAAAAAUACUCCAUCAAUAUUUAGAAGGCGCAGGCUUGUUGAUCUCAGCAUAACUGAUAUUGUGAAUAUCGUACGGUUUUCUCAGUCCUCUCAUGACUGUCAGAAACCAGAUAUCUCUGAUGCUACCAAAUCUGUAGAGAGAAAGCUAGAAGAGGAUUUUGAUAUGGAGUUCAGGUCUUGUUUUUCAGAUGGUUAUUUCCUCUCCAUUAACUGAGUAGAACUGGUUUCACUCAGAAGAAAGCCAUGAGUUUUUUAGGCCCCAUAAUCAGUUUCAAGCAGUCUUGUGCUGUGUUACUGAUGCUAAGCUGCAAUCUCCACUGUUCUCUCCUGUAACUUACGGGAAUAUGAAGUUAUGGCAAUAUUUGAUGCACAUUUGGUCUUUCCUGUACAUGGGUGAUUGAGAAGUUUGAUGAAGGUAUAAGUAGGGAGCGCAAGAUUUUCUAAUCUUACAUUCUUUCUUUCUGUAGCUAAAAUUUUCACGUAUUUAAUUUGUUUUUCUUCUAUGGAGGUUUUUGUCUCAAA
Messenger RNA from Elaeis guineensis (African oil palm), 2312 nucleotides. NCBI's taxonomy places the organism in Eukaryota, Viridiplantae, Streptophyta, Magnoliopsida, Arecales, Arecaceae. The record is from RefSeq and is a predicted model, not a curated record.